Messenger RNA from Lycium ferocissimum, 947 nucleotides. Its product is annotated as protein PARTING DANCERS homolog. Gene Ontology annotation, biological process: resolution of meiotic recombination intermediates. The transcript is spliced from 8 exons. Bases 18 to 758 code for a protein of 246 amino acids. The record is from RefSeq and is a predicted model, not a curated record. Lineage: Eukaryota; Viridiplantae; Streptophyta; Magnoliopsida; Solanales; Solanaceae.
UCACAAAAAAAGCAGUGAUGAGUCGAGGAUUCAGAGAUUCAACGCCAUUAUCAAAUACUUCAACCUUAUCUGCUUCAUGUAGCAAUGGAGUUUGUAUGAUGAGUAGCACAUGGAGAGAUGAACAACACCCUUCCUUUCUCAGUUUCAUCUCUUGCUUUCUCAAUGAAAAUUCUUUCCGUUUAAAUAUUGUGCCAAUUGCACCGGAUUUUAUCUUUAACUGUGGAGGUUUGUCGAUUGCUUUCAUGUUUGUGACCAAUUGGGAUGGCAUCGACAUGAUAUCUAUCUUUAGAAAAGUUCAGAAAUUGAAGGAGCAGUUUGCUAACUUCUAUGUUGUUAUCACCCUCCCUACAAAGGAACAGAAUGAUUCUUUCAUAUACUCCUAUAUCAAGUACGGAAUGCAACUUGGAAGGCCAACGUUUGUUCCUGUGCGAGACUUAGAGAUGGGCUUCGAAAAGAUCGUGAAGAUAGCACAUGCUCGUGGGGCAUGUAAACGCCAGGAUGCAUUGGCAAAAAUAAAAGCUGAGAAGGAAAAAUCAGUACAGGCAAUGGAGAUUUACCUACAAGUGGUUACAUCAAUCCCUGGAGUUGACAGCCACGAUGCAAAUGUGCUUAAUCAAACUAUUGGUUCAAUUGAAGCAAUAGCUAAGUCAUCAAAGGAGUACAUUCUGGAAACUACUGACCUUUCACCCACCACAGCUGAGACAAUCACAAGGUUUUUCAGAGAUCCAAAGUUUUAUCUUGCUCCCAAAAUGAGCUGAGUUAUACUUUUAAUUCUAGAGCAGUGACUUUGAACUAUAAGUGGAAGUCGAAUGAACUUUAUCCACUGGAGAUGUAGCUGCAGACUAGUGCUUCUAGCUUGACCCUGCUGUAUCUAUAGUAUAACAUGUAUGGAGGACUCAAAAAGAAAUCAGAAGGCUCUUCAAAACUUUCUUCUCUUGCUUAAGGAA